Drosophila innubila is the source of this 1851-nucleotide messenger RNA. RefSeq names its product ionotropic receptor 75a (gene Ir75b). The coding region runs from base 1 to 1851 and encodes 616 amino acids. The record is from RefSeq and is a predicted model, not a curated record. Lineage: Eukaryota; Metazoa; Arthropoda; Insecta; Diptera; Drosophilidae. The transcript has 7 exons. Gene Ontology annotation, cellular component: membrane. Gene Ontology annotation, molecular function: ligand-gated monoatomic ion channel activity.
AUGUAUAUUUUUGAAUUCACCAUAUAUUAUUUUGUGCAUAUUGCAAAGUUGAAGAAUAUUUUAUUUUUACACUGUUGGACUAAUGAUUCACUACUACACUUGGCAUAUUUAUCUCGUAAUGAAUCUUUAUACACCCAAUAUCUGGACCUUAAUGCGAAAUUCUCGCAAUCGGAGCACUUGCAAGAUCAACUCGUCAAUCACAAUCUCAUUAAGCUGGGUAUUUACUUUGAUAUCAAUUGUAAUCAGAGCGCUAAAGUUUUGGAUAUGGCCAAUAUGCAACGCCUUUUUACAGAUCGUUAUCAUUGGCUUGUCUUUGAUCGUAACUUCAAUUUAAAUCAGUUACAUAAGAAAUUCUCAGAGGCGCAACUUUUCUUUCACACUGAAUUGAGUUAUGUGAAACCCCUUGAGGAUCUCAACAGCUUUAUAAUUUAUGAUCUGUAUAAUAAGGCCAAACACUUGGGAAGCAAACUAAACAUUACAAUAGACCAGGAAAUUGAUUGCAAUAAGGGACAUUGUCACGUCAAACGCUUUUUGAGUGAUCUUCAUAAGAGAACUCGACUGCAACAUCGCAAAUUUUUCACUGGAUUAUCUCUACGAAUAAAUACAGCAGUCACUAGCUUGCCUGCGAACACAUCAGAUGAGCAGAUCAAAUCCUUUCUAGGCAGUCAUGAUGAAAUAUAUAAGGAUUCGUAUACCAGAAUGGGAUACCAAUCGCAUCAGGCUCUUAUGGACAUGUUGGAAUGCAACUUUUCUUACAUCUUUCGGGAUCGUUGGACGGAUUCGGAGCUAACUGGCGGCCUCAUUGGGGAUUUGAUGAAUGAGAGUGUUGAUUUAACAGCGCCUGGUUUUUUUUACACCGUCGGACGUAGCAAAUACUUUAAGCCUCUGGUCUGGCAGAGUUCCUUUCGCUCUGUUUGCAUGUUUCUCAAUCCUCGCUCCUCUGGCACCGAUCUCCGAGUCACAGAGUUUCUGGAGCCUUUCAGCUGGACAGUUUGGGUCAUAUUUGGCGCCCUCUUGCUGUUCACUGGCUUUCUACUUUGGCUGACAUUUCUGCUGGAGCGCAGAAUGAAUAGAGGUGGCAUGGAGACCUCGUUGUUGACUAGCUGUCUGCUGUCCUUUGGUGCAGCCUGCAUACAGGGUGCUUGGUUAUUGCCGCGUUCCACAGGUGGCCGCAUGGGCUUUUAUGCAAUUAUGUUGACCUCCUUUUUGAUGUAUAACUAUUAUACAUCAGUUGUGGUCUCCACGCUGCUGGGAGCACCGCCCAAAUCAAGUAUACGCACCAUACAACAGCUUGCAGACAGCAAUUUGGAGGUGGCUGUCGAGCCAAGAAUCUAUACAAAAGUAUAUGUGGAGACUUCAGAAUUUGCAGAAGUGCGCAGCUUGUAUCGCAACAAGAUAUUGAACAAGGAUCCAAAACGCAUUUGGUUAUCUUCGGAGGAGGGUGUUUUGAUGGUGCGCAACAAUCCUGGCUUUGUCUUUAUUGCGGAAUCUGCUAGUGCUUAUGUUUUUGUUGCGAAACAUUAUCUACCCCACGAGAUUUGCGAGCUGAAUGAGUUUUUGGUGCGUGAUGAGACUAGCGUCUUUACAAUUGUCCUCAAGACCUCUAGCUUUGUCGAGCUAUUUAAACUGAGUCAACUGCGUCUUUUGGAAACUGGAGUUCAUUUAAAGCAUUUUCGCUAUUGGAUUCGCACAAAAUUGCAUUGUUAUCGGAGUAAUGUCACCGUCGUUGUGGGCAUGGAGUCGGCUGGACCUUUAUUUCUUUUACUACUCGGUGCCUAUAUUAUAUGUCUAUUUGUUUUGGGCUUGGAAGUAUUGUGGCACAAGCGACAGCUACGUGUGGCACGAAAUUGA